AUGAAAUUUCGUUUAGCGGAGGAUCCGUUCAUUGUUUUGUCCGAAAGGGCUUUUAUACAAAAAUUUAGACUGACAAAAGUUCUUGCAUUAAAUUUAAUUAAUGAGCUACGCCCAUAUUUAGAACCCCCAUCGAGGAAGUCUGCUCUAAAAGUUAUUGAUGAAAGAAGCGAGUUCCACGUGACACCUGAUGAGUUGCAAGAAAAUGUGCAUAAUUUAUGCAUUCCUGAAAUUGCACCAGAAGAAAAUUGGAUUAUUGAACGUUCGACAGAGUUCAGAGUAACAUCUGUAGUAAAUGUGUUGGAAAAUAAACAAAAGAGUUAUGAAGGUAGUGUACUCAGUGUAAUUCCUGAGGAGUGUGAGGAGUUGCAAGAAGACGUGCUAAGUAUUUGCACUUCUGAAAUUGCACCCGAGGAAAAUUGGAUUAUCGAACGUUCGACAGAGUUCAGAGUAACAUCUGUAGUAAAUGUGUUGGAAAAUAAACAAAAGAGUUAUGAAGGUAGUGUACUUAGUGUAAUUCCUGAGGAGUGUGAGGAGUUGCAAGAUGACUUGCUUAGUAAUUGCACUCCUGACAUUAUACCCGAUCAAAAUUGCACUAGCGAACGUUCGACAGAGUUCGGAGUAGCAUCUAUAGAAAGUGUGUUGGAAAAUAAAGAAGAGAGACAUGAAAUCAGCGAACACAGUGUAAUUACUGAGGAUUGUGAGGAGUUACAUGAAGACGUGCGAAGUAUUUGCACUCCUGACAUUAGACCAGAGGAAAUUUACACAAAUGAUCGCACGGAAACGGGUGAAGAAUCGGCUGUUGAAGGAACUUUCAUUGAAACGCGUACGGUUAAAGAAGGUGUUGUACGAUAUUUUGGAAACAAGGAAAACUUUGGCAGGAUAAUUUCAUAUGAUGGAAAAUGCUAUACGUUCAAAAGAGUAGAUAUAAUUGGUUUCAAUCGAUAUUAUAAAACUCCUCAAAAUGUGAAAUUUGUCGUUUAUGAUUCAUACCCAAAUUGGGCGCAUGAAAUAGAGAUAAUGGGAAAUCCUUAUGUACAACUAUGCUAUUAUUGUUUAAAGAAUAAACAUUUAAAAAGGAAGUGUAUGCAAUUAGAGAUUGACUCUUAUAACUUUUACUAUCCCUUUAUACAAAUCUAACUUCAUAAAAAUUGAUAAUG
Messenger RNA from Daktulosphaira vitifoliae (grape phylloxera), 1157 nucleotides. RefSeq lists its product as uncharacterized. The record is from RefSeq and is a predicted model, not a curated record. The coding region runs from base 1 to 1137 and encodes 378 amino acids. NCBI's taxonomy places the organism in Eukaryota, Metazoa, Arthropoda, Insecta, Hemiptera, Phylloxeridae. The transcript is spliced from 5 exons.